GGGAGUGAACUCUCGCGAGAAGAGGCGUUUGCCGUAGCGGAGCUCUCUGGCUGUGUGUCUUGAGGAUCUGGCGCCGGAGCUGCGAACGGUUUGCUGAGCCCGUUAGUGUCCCUGCUGAGACCCACGCCGCCGUCAUGUCCCGGUACCUGCGUCCCCCCAACACGUCUCUCUUCGUAAGGAACGUGGCGGACGAUACCAGGUCUGAAGAUUUACGACGCGAGUUUGGUCGUUAUGGUCCUAUAGUUGAUGUGUAUGUUCCACUUGAUUUCUACACUCGCCGUCCAAGAGGAUUUGCAUAUGUUCAAUUUGAGGAUGUUCGUGAUGCAGAAGAUGCUUUACAUAAUUUGGACAGAAAAUGGAUUUGUGGACGCCAAAUUGAAAUACAGUUUGCACAGGGGGAUCGAAAGACUCCAAAUCAGAUGAAAGCCAAGGAAGGGAGGAACGUGUAUAGUUCUUCACGCUAUGAUGAUUAUGACAGAUAUAGACGGUCUAGAAGCCGAAGUUACGAAAGAAGGAGAUCAAGAAGUCGUUCCUUUGAUUACAACUAUAGAAGAUCUUAUAGUCCUAGAAAUAGACCGACUGGAAGACCACGGCGUAGCAGAAGCCAUUCCGACAAUGAUAGAUUCAAACACCGAAAUCGAUCUUUUUCAAGAUCUAAAUCCAAUUCAAGAUCACGGUCCAAGUCCCAGCCCAAGAAAGAAAUGAAGGCUAAAUCACGUUCUAGGUCUGCAUCUCACACCAAAACUAGAGGCACCUCUAAAACAGAUUCCAAAACACAUUAUAAGUCUGGCUCAAGAUAUGAAAAGGAAUCAAGGAAAAAAGAACCACCUAGAUCCAAAUCUCAGUCAAGAUCACAGUCUAGGUCUAGGUCAAAAUCUAGAUCAAGGUCUUGGACUAGUCCUAAGUCCAGUGGCCACUGAUAGUAUAAACCAUGAUAUUUUUAGGCAUGUAUCAUUCAUUUACUCAUAGUUUGGUUUACUUAAAUUAUCAGGAAUACAAUGUUGCAAUGAUGCUUAAAAAAACACUUGUCAGUUUUCCCUGUACCAGGCAAUGGUUAUUAUUAAAAUGAUAUGCUGUUGAGAAGCCACUCUUAAGAGUCCAGUUUGUUUAAUGUUAUGGGCAGCUACCAAUUUGUGGUGUCUCUGUAUAUUUUUGUAAAGAUUCUCAUUUUUUAAUGCUUGAGGUAUUGGUGAAAAGAUGUUGGUUGACCAUAAUUUGCAACAUUGUCUUAUUAAAAAUAAACUUUCAUAUCCAUAUUUGGUAGAACUGUUAACCUAGAAAUGUAGCUUGCUAAUAAGGUAGAAUGAUACAAAAGUGAAGUUGUAGCCACCGUACAACACUGACCCGACUAGACACAUUUAGGUUCAGGGUGGACCUUUUUGUCUUGUCAAGGUGUCGAGACCCACGAUGAUAAUUUAUGACACAGUAUGGAAUAGUUCUUUUGUUAACCCCACUGUCUCGGGGAAUGACGCCAACUGGGUUAAGUAGCAUUUUCAGGGAGAUGGAGUUUUUGAUUGAAACACGGAGCCUUCACUUUUCUGGUUUCUGUGAAGAUUUGGAACCAUACAAACAUCAGAAAAACCCACCUUAAAAUUUGGGCAGGUUGAUGAUGGCAGAAAUAAUUUUAAGGGGAAAAGAAUGCUCUUAUGCAGUUACUCUAAACUUUAAGGAGCAUUGUUGACCAUAAUAUUGCUUAGUCUUCUUACUGCUGUUAAAAGCAAGUAAAGUGUUUUCAAAGUAGGUUUUGUUUGUGUGUGCACAUAGUGUAAAAGGACUGAAUUUUGAUGCUUAAAGCACUUGGUGUGUGCAUUUGUAUCAAAAUUUGCCCAUAUCUUAUGAAGGAGGCUGUUCUUCACGCCUCAGUUUAUUUAAUGUGAGGCAAGUAAAAAGACAACACUCCCAUUCUACGUGAUUCUGUGGUGCCAUGAGAUUUUAAAUAAUUCUGGAAAAAACUAAUUUUAAGGAAGUCACAUCUCGAGGUUUUGACUGAUUAUCCAUGUUAGUACCUGAUGAAAAUAAUACCCUAACUCUUUAUAAUUUCUAAUAUCUCUCUGUGAGAUCAUUUGGGGGCAAUAAAAAGUGACUUGACGUGUCCAAUCUCAUUUCAGAAUAAAAGUUGGCAUCUUUAAAAAUUUUACAGUGCUUGCUUACAGGCAUAAUAAGUAAGAAAUGUUGUGGGAAAACCAUUCCUUUUAGAGGGUUACUUUUUUCAAUUUUGGUUUUAGUAAUCUAGGCCUUGCCUGUAAAGAACAAAAGGUGGUUUUUAAAUACUGUUUGUGGAAUGUGUUUAAAGGAUUGAUUCUAGAACCUUUGUAUAUUUGAUAGUAUUUCUAACUUUCAUUUCUUUACUGUUUGCAGUUAAUGUUCAUGUUCUGCUAUGCAAUCAUUUAUAUGCACGUUUCUUUAAUUUUUUUAGAUUUUCCUGGAUGUAUAGUUUAAACAACAAAAAGUCUAUUUAAAACUGUAGCAGUAGUUUGCAGUUCUAGCAAAGAGGAAAGUUGUGGGGUUAAACUUUGUAUUUUCUUUCUUAUAGAAGCUUCUAAAAAGGUAUUUUUAUAUGUUCUUUUUAACAAAUAUUGUGUACAACCUUUAAAACAUCAAUGUUUGGAUCAAAACAAGACCCAGCUUAUUUUC
Physeter macrocephalus (sperm whale) is the source of this 2634-nucleotide messenger RNA. RefSeq names its product serine and arginine rich splicing factor 10 (gene SRSF10). Lineage: Eukaryota; Metazoa; Chordata; Mammalia; Artiodactyla; Physeteridae. Gene Ontology annotation, cellular component: cytoplasm; nuclear speck. The record is from RefSeq and is a predicted model, not a curated record. The transcript has 6 exons. Gene Ontology annotation, biological process: mRNA splicing, via spliceosome. Bases 135 to 920 code for a protein of 261 amino acids. Gene Ontology annotation, molecular function: RNA binding.